AUGUCGCAAGAUCAGUCACAUCCCAGUCGGCAGGACUCGCUUUCUGCUACGGCUCGCGCCCGCCACAGGCAGCUCAUUCGCCUCGCCAUGUUCCCGUCCGUACCUCACCCGAGCGCUGUAGCGCCCGAUGUAACGCAAGCACCAAUAGAUCGGCAUAGCCUGCGCUCGAGGAUAUACUACGGCACACAAGAGUUGCGGCCAAACGCAGUAAAUCCUCAGCCCAGUGCUGAAGAUAUAGCACGCAGAUCACGGAAAUCUGGAGUUCGGUUUGGUACACACGACACACCCAUACGUGAUGCAUCGGGAAGACGCCAAUCUAAGAUCGGGGACAUGGAAGACAUCACUUCCGGCCUCAAUACUGCGCUGACGUCAAGGAGCAAAGGCGUAUUUACUUACUCACAAUGUGACGAACAAGCUAUGAACGCCAAUGAGACGCAGAACGGGACCACGGAAGAGCCGAAAUUGCCGGACGCGCCACGCACAAGAAUGAAGACAUGUCAUGAUGAAGAACAAGGCUUAGGUGAGAGCUUUGAGAUGGUACAGUAUGAGGACGAAUUGACUGAAGACUUUGAAGAGGUCGACCGAGACAUUCCGACGGCCUUCAAUGGCAAGGUGCCACGUUGA
This is a messenger RNA of Alternaria conjuncta, 624 nucleotides long. RefSeq lists its product as uncharacterized. The transcript has 2 exons. Bases 1 to 624 code for a protein of 207 amino acids. NCBI's taxonomy places the organism in Eukaryota, Fungi, Ascomycota, Dothideomycetes, Pleosporales, Pleosporaceae. The record is from RefSeq and is a predicted model, not a curated record.